Messenger RNA from Lodderomyces parapsilosis, 3846 nucleotides. It is a transcript of the gene SSD1, whose product is annotated as mRNA-binding translational repressor. Gene Ontology annotation, cellular component: exosome (RNase complex); P-body. The record is from RefSeq and is a predicted model, not a curated record. Bases 1 to 3846 code for a protein of 1281 amino acids. The transcript has a single exon. Lineage: Eukaryota; Fungi; Ascomycota; Pichiomycetes; Serinales; Debaryomycetaceae. Gene Ontology annotation, molecular function: 3'-5'-RNA exonuclease activity; RNA binding. Gene Ontology annotation, biological process: mRNA catabolic process.
AUGAGUUCAUCACAAGACAACCCUGAAGACUUCCCCAGUAGAGUAUCGAGUAGAAAAGGGAAAAACUUGCAUGUUGCUCAUAGACGUUCACCUUCAGAGUUAACCACAUUGAUGGUUGAGCAAUACAACUUACAACGUCAAUUGGACCAGGUUCAAGCUCAACAAAGACAAAUUUUGGAACAGCAACAGCAACAGCAGCAGCAACAAUACUUACAACCGCAAUUUGAGUAUCCACCCCUGUCAUCUUCUUCGCAUUCCGAUAUCCUGCAUUCUUCUCAUCACAAUAACAAUCGUGGCUCACAUUCUAGAUCAUCUUCAAUUACCAACAGCAACACUAAUUACAACAAUACACACAGAAGAACAGGUUCAGCUGGUGGCGGUACUGCUCAUGGCCAUACUAGAAGGCACUCAUUGGCACUCAAUGAAGCUAUUGCAGCUGCCGAUCAACAAAGAACCAGCAGACUCAGCUCUAGCCCACUGCGUGGUGAUGCUAUUGAUGAUCAGAAAGUUGGAUCAUUCAAGUUUCCUCAAGAAAGCAACGAUCCUUCGAGCCCUAACACUGCAGCUCACAACCGCCCGAGAUCACAAGCUUAUGGACAACAGUCAUUCAAGUUUCCAGCAACACCAUCUCAAGAAGGAACUUCUGGUAACAGCAACUUGUUGCCGCCAACUCCAAAUUUUAGCUUCACCCAAUCUCCUGAACGCGGUGGCGGUGGCGGUGGCGGUGGUGACAGAGGUAGCCACAAUCGAAAACCCUCACACUACAGAACGGCAUCGCGUAAUUCUGAAGGUAUUAAUCAAAACUGGAGACAACAAAACAUCCAUUUGACUCCACAAUCUGGCUCACAUCACAGACAAGCAUCGGGAUUGGAACCACCCCCAGGGUUUAUUCCUGGCCAUAGACCACGUAAUAGUUCCUAUGGUGGAGGAAAUUCCGUAUCAUCCAUCUCACAAUUUUUACCAAACAGUGGAGCUGGAGCUCAAGGCGGUGGUCAAGGAGGAGGAGCACAUGGCGGACAAAAUACUGGCAAUGGUCGUAAAUCGCUUUUCGCUCCAUACUUGCCACAGUCAUCCCUUCCUGAAUUGAUCAAUGAGGGUCGCUUGGUCACGGGAACUCUAAGAGUCAACAAGAAGAAUAGAUCAGAUGCAUAUGUAUCCACUGAUGGAUUGUUAGAUGCUGACAUUUUCAUUUGUGGGUCAAAAGAUCGUAAUCGUGCCUUGGAAGGCGAUUUGGUUGCCGUCGAGUUGUUAGUUGUGGACGAAGUAUGGGAGUCCAAGAAGGAGAAGGAGGAGAAAAAGAGAAGAAAAGACCACAAUACAAGACCUUUGAAUGAUGAUAUUCAUAAUGACGCCACAUCAGCACCUACAACUACGACUGCUUUUGCAGGUUCAAGUACAGACGGGAAAGAAGACAAUAAAGGCGAGGAAGGUUUAGGAAGAAGAGGCUCGCUUAAGCAAAGACCAACAAUGAAAAAGAAUGAUGAUGUCGAGGUUGAGGGGCAAUCAUUGCUUUUGGUUGAAGAGGAGGAGAUAAACGAUGAGGUUAAACCUUUAUAUGCAGGGCAUGUUGUUGCUGUAGUUGACAGAAUUCCCGGACAGCUUUUUGCAGGUACUUUGGGCUUGUUGAGACCGGCACAGGCUGCACAAGCUGCGAGAGACAAGAAAUCAGGAAAUGAACCAUCAGUUCAAACACCUAAGUCACCAAAGAUUGUGUGGUUUAAGCCCACCGAUAAGAAAGUUCCAUUAAUUGCUAUUCCAACUGAGCAAGCCCCAUCUGAUUUUGUUAGCAACCAUGAGAAGUAUGCUGACCAGUUGUUUGUUGCAUCGAUCAAAAGAUGGCCCAUUACAUCAUUGCAUCCUUUCGGAACAUUGAUCUCGAAAUUGGGAAAGAUCGAUAGUCCUGAAAUAGAAGUUGACUCAAUUUUGAGAGACAAUAAUUUUCUUUGUGAUGAGUAUCCUGAUGAUAAUCAUGAUGAUGAGGAAUUACUCGGAACUUUUGACAUACCAUCUGUUGAAUCGGAGUUGGAAAAUUCGAACAGAACUGAGUACGUGAAUGAUUACAUUAUUGCGUUCUCCCCCAAUGGCGACUUUGUUGAUCAUGCGUUACAUGUAAAGAGAUUGUCCAAUACAAAGAUUGAAUUGGGAUUCCAUGUUUCCGACGUGUCGCACUUUGUCAAGCCUGGGUCAGUAUUGGAUCGAAAGUCGAAAAAGAGAUCAUCUGCGGUUUUUCUUCCUCAAAAGGUGGUAAAUCUAUACCCUCAACAAGUCAACAAAUUGAUUUCAUUCAAAGAGAAUGUAAAGAAUUUGGCCCUAUCGGUUGUCUUUGAAAUUGACACCACUAAUUUCGAAGUUGAAGACUUAUUUAUUCAUGAGUCAAUUAUUGUUCCUAAGCAAAUUGUUAAUUAUGACUUUUUUGAUAAAAUUUUGGAAAACAAACCUGUGGACACCAUUUCGUCAGCAACUUCCGACUACAUCAGAACUUUUAGUUUGAUUGCGAAAGAGUUUCGUCGUCACCGUUUAGGAAAUAGAAGUUUGGGCAUCACGCCAAAUUUGACUUUGUUGGACCAAUUGGAUGAUGAAAAAGUUGCCUUGAGUUUGAACAUUUUUGACGAUAGUUUAGCACGUGAUGUUAUCUCGGAGAUUGCAUUGAAGGUUAAUUCGGCAAUCGCUGCCAAGAUUCAAGUUGGUUUGGGUAACAAGGCAUUUUUGCGUCGUCAAGGAUUACCAACAUUGCAAAAAAUUGAGACAUUUGUGCGUAAAGCAACCAAUUUGGGAAUCAAGAUCGACACCACCGAUGCAGCCACAUUGCAGAAUUCAUUAUUGAAAAUUGAAGAUCCUGUCAAGAGACAAUGUGUUGAGAUUCUAUUGUUUAAAUGUAUGGCUCGUGGCAAGUACUACGUUGCAGGUAAGCAAGACCCUGACAGUUAUGGUCACUACUACUACAACUUACCCUUGUAUACACAUUUUUCUGCCCCGUUGAGACGUUAUGCCGACUUGAUUGUUCACAGACAAUUAAAGGCAGUGUUGCACAAAGAGGAUGAAGAAAAGGAUGUUGAUUCAUUAAAGGCAUUGGCUGACUAUUGUAACUUCAAGAAGGAUUGCGCUGCCAAUGCACAAGAGCAAGCUAUUCACCUUUUGCUAUCACAAACCAUCAAUGAGUUGAGCGAAAGUGCUGGUCAAUUGUUGUGCAUGGGUACAGUUGUACAAGUGUAUGAGUCCUCAUUUGACGUGUUUAUCCCUGAAUUUGGUAUUGAAAAGAGAGUACACGGAGAUCAAUUGCCGCUUGCCAAAGCAGAGUUUGAUAAAACCAACAGAGUUUUGGAAUUGUUCUGGGAAAAGGGCGUUGAUUCGGCAACAUACGUGCCCCCGGAUGAAACCACUUCAUUGUCGUAUAGAAACUCAAUCAAGAAUAAGUACAGAACAACGUCAACACAAGCUGCCAAAAUCCAAAACAAGGCCAUUUUGGAAAAGAAAAAAUCCGGUGAAGAUUCCAUUGUGGAAAAAUUGUGCAAGAUGAAUUUAGAGCCUCCAAAGUUGACGAUGCCUCCAUUAAAAAAGAACAAAGAGGUUGUUGAAGAAGAUGCCACCAAGUCCAUGCCAAACUCACCAACCCAAUCACACCUUCCUCAAAAUGUGAGAACAAACUCUUCUUCCGUCAUUGAUGAGUCUGAAGGGUCAAAUGCUUCAGGUUUGGCACCAUAUUUGCAGAAUCUUGAAACGAGAAUUGACGGUGAUUCUCAUAUUCAAGUUGUUAGAGAGUUGACUGAAGUUCCAGUAUUGUUGAGAGCAGAAAUUGGUAUGACAUUGCCAUGCUUGACUGUUCGUGUUUUAAAUCCGUUUACGUAG